ACAAACUUUCCUUUAUAAAAAGCGUGAGCGAGUAGUGGAUCUAAUUAUUCAGUUGUUAUUGGAGCAUGGUCUUCUCUCAAAACAGAAAAGAAACGACGAAAGAAAGAAAGGAGAUAUGGAGAAUGGAAACACGUCAUCCUCAGGAAUAGCAAGAACGAAAUCGGAUCAGCUAUUGAUGAUGGAAUCGGCGACGGCGGCGAAUAGUAUUAAGUCAUCGCCGGAGAGUGGUGGAGGAGGAAACCUGUCUCGGAAAUCGAGCAGGAGGAUGACGCACAUAAGGAAGUCUCGGAGCGCGCAGAUGAAGAUAGAGGUGGAUGAGGUGAGCAGCGGUGCGGCACUUAGCAGAGCGUCAAGUGCGAGCUUGGGGCUGUCUUUCUCCUUCACUGGCUUCACUCUUCCUCCUGAUGAUGAAAUCUCCGACUACAAGCCCUUCAGUGACGAUGAUGAUAUCCCGGAAGAUAUUGAAGCUGGAACUCAUAAGCCAAAGUUUCAAAUGGAUCUUACUCUACCAAUAUAUCUAAAGUUCAGUGAUGUGACAUAUAAGGUAGUGAUGAAAGGAAUGACAACAAGUGAAGAGAAGGAUAUACUGAAGGGUAUAACUGGUUGUGUGAGUCCAGGGGAAGUUUUGGCAUUGAUGGGACCCUCAGGAAGUGGAAAAACAUCACUGCUGAAUCUUCUUGGAGGAAGAAUAACUCAUCACCCCACUGUUGGUGGAUCUAUCACCUACAAUGACCAGCCUUAUUCUAAGUUCCUCAAGAGUAGGAUUGGAUUUGUGACACAAGAUGAUGUUCUGUUUCCUCAUCUAACUGUAAAAGAAACAUUGACAUAUGCAGCCAGACUAAGAUUGCCAAAUACAUUAACUCAGGAGCAAAAGGAACAACGUGCUUUAGAUGUCAUCUAUGAGCUUGGUUUGGAAAGGUGCCAAGACACUAUGAUAGGAGGAUCCUUUGUUCGAGGAGUAUCUGGGGGAGAGAGGAAGAGAGUCUGUAUUGGCAAUGAGAUCAUAAUCAACCCUUCUCUUCUUCUUCUUGAUGAACCAACUUCUGGCCUCGAUUCUACAACAGCCUUGAGGAUUGUUCAGAUGCUACAACACAUAGCAGAGGCUGGUAAAACGGUAGUGACAACAAUCCAUCAACCAUCAAGCAGGCUCUUCCAUAAAUUUGAUAAGUUGAUCCUUUUAGGAAAAGGGAGCUUGAUUUACUUUGGAAAAGCAUCCGAAGCUAUGUCUUACUUCCAGUACAUAGGGUGUUCACCUCUCAUCACCAUGAACCCAGCAGAGUUUCUACUUGACCUUGCAAAUGGUAACAUAAAUGAUGUUUCUGUUCCAUCAGAGUUAGAGGAUAAAGUUCAAAUGGGGAAUUUGUCAGAAGCUGAAACUCGCAAUGGGAAACCAUCACCUGCACUUGUGCAAGAGUAUCUAGUGGAGGCGUAUGAGACUAGAGUUGCUGAAACAGAAAAGAAAAAGCUACUGGUUCCUAUCCCCCUUGAUGAAGAACUCAAGUCUAAGGUUCUUUGUUCUAAAAGACAAUGGGGAGCAAGUUGGUGUGAGCAAUUUUCCAUCUUGUUCUUGAGAGGAUUCAAAGAAAGGAGGCAUGACUAUUUCAGCUGGUUGAGAAUCACACAAGUUCUAUCCACAGCAGUCAUCUUAGGAUUGCUAUGGUGGCAAUCAGAUGCUAAAAACCCAAAAGGCAUGCAAGACCAGGCAGGACUACUUUUCUUUAUUGCUGUGUUUUGGGGAUUCUUUCCUGUCUUCACUGCAAUAUUCACAUUCCCACAAGAGAGAGCAAUGUUAAAUAAGGAAAGAGCAACAGAUAUGUAUAGACUAAGUGCAUAUUUUGUGGCAAGAACUACAAGUGACCUUCCAUUAGACCUUAUCUUACCAGUGCUUUUCCUCUUAGUUGUUUACUUCAUGGCUGGAUUGAGACUCAGUGCAGGACCAUUCUUGCUUAGCAUCCUUACAGUUUUUCUCUGCAUAGUUGCAGCUCAGGGACUUGGACUUGCUAUUGGGGCAACACUAAUGGACUUGAAAAGGGCAACAACAUUGGCUUCAGUUACUGUAAUGACUUUCAUGCUUGCUGGAGGCUUUUUGUGAAGGUAAACUUAAUUAACCUGUUGAGUAGUUUCAAUGGUAACUCAAACAAGUAACUAACAUGCUUCGAAAUUCGGCAGAGGGUGCCGAUAUUUAUAUCGUGGAUCCGGUACAUAUCUUUCAACUACCACACGUACAAACUUCUGCUGAAGGUGCAAUAUGAUGAAGAAGUGACACCAAUGAUAAAUGGAAUCAGAAUUGAUAGUGGCUCAACAGAGGUGGUUGCUCUGAUAGCAAUGGUUUUUGGUUACCGUCUAUUGGCAUAUCUUUCCUUGCGUUGGAUGAAUGUUUCAUAAUAUGGAGCUUAACACUGUGAAUGGAAAACAUUAAUAUAUUGACUCAAGAUUCAUUCCUGAGGAGGACUUACCAAGUGAUGUGCCAAGCACUGAUGGGAUUAUGCAGCUUCUGUCCUUUCUUUAUUCCUUCCUUCCUGUAUUUCAAUUUCAUAGCCACAUUAGUAUAUGGACAGUUUAGAGGAACAGGAUGCUCUUUUUGAAAGAAUUGUAUUAACUCUUAGAAUCGAAGACUUGCUUAUCAGAGGAGCCAUAACUCUAGCAGUUAUUAGUAGCUAGAAAUUAAAUAUGGGUAUGGCUAUAUGCUAUUGUUGAGCUUUAAGAACUAGUGAUAUUGCUAUCAGCUACUCACUAGUAAAGUUUCAGAUAGGAUUUAGGAAUAAUAUUAUAAUUUUUUCUAUCA
Arachis stenosperma is the source of this 2785-nucleotide messenger RNA. Its product is annotated as ABC transporter G family member 22-like. The coding region runs from base 116 to 2092 and encodes 658 amino acids. The record is from RefSeq and is a predicted model, not a curated record. Gene Ontology annotation, cellular component: membrane. The transcript has 10 exons. Gene Ontology annotation, molecular function: ATP binding; ABC-type transporter activity; ATP hydrolysis activity. NCBI's taxonomy places the organism in Eukaryota, Viridiplantae, Streptophyta, Magnoliopsida, Fabales, Fabaceae.